Pseudophryne corroboree (corroboree frog) is the source of this 4383-nucleotide messenger RNA. It is a transcript of the gene RASL10A, whose product is annotated as RAS like family 10 member A. NCBI's taxonomy places the organism in Eukaryota, Metazoa, Chordata, Amphibia, Anura, Myobatrachidae. Gene Ontology annotation, molecular function: GTPase activity; GTP binding. The transcript is spliced from 4 exons. The record is from RefSeq and is a predicted model, not a curated record. The coding region runs from base 3632 to 4231 and encodes 199 amino acids.
CACAUUCUGUUUUUUCCUUGAUAAAGUCUAUUAAAGUGAAAUUGAUAGUUCACCAGGGUAGAGAUUUUAUAUAUUCAAUGGCAGCUGCUCUUGUUUAUGCUUCCGACAUGAUCGCUGUUCCCCUCCCCCCGCCCAGUGUGCCUUCUAUACUGUGAAGCAGCGACAAUUGGCGGCGGUGGUCAUAUCACAGCCUUUCCAGAGCUGCACUAUAUGACUUUGUCUCAAAUUGGCACACAGAUUGCCCGUUUUCACUGAUACACCUUUCAGAUCUCCAAUGCCGGAUCUCACCCGGGAAUUGGGAACGGGUCCUUCCCGGGUGGGAUCCGACAUUGGACCCUCUGCGCUGGCUUCCUGACCCGGCAAGAUGUCGGGUCGGUUGCCAUAGCGGUGGGGGGCGGAGGUGAGGGCGGCGCUGGGAGAUGAGCUUAUAUCCGUGCCGCCUCUCCCUAUGUAGUAAACGUGUCCCAGGUCGCAUCGACCUGGGAAUCUGUUUACGCUGCCACUGACCCGGUAUUCAACAUGGGAAUAACCCUUCUUAUUACCUGGGUUGAAUUACCGUGUCAGGCGACCCGAGAAUUCUCCAAGGCCCCUUUCACAUCGCACAUUUAACAGUGUCGAUUGCCGGGUCGAUACCGGAUUAUUUUGGCGAUGUGAAAGGGGUAAUAGACAGUAUUGUUUUAUCCAUAGUGUGUGAACCCCAAGAGGGACAUGUUUUCAUUGUGUCUCUGGCGCAUACAGUACCUGUCCCUUUUUAUCUCUCAAUUUUUUUUUCUUUAUUGCUAUUCAUGAUUUAGUAGUGAGCAAACCUGUUAAGCUGUAUGUAUGUGCUAUGAAUACUAUCAAUAUCUAUGCAAUCAUAAAAGAAAAGAAAAAAAAAGAUGGCUUAUUUAGUGUCCAUUUUGAUCUGAAUAGAAGUUUUAGGUGUCUAGCUGUAUACAGUAUGUGACAGUCUUUUUACUUCUUCACUGCAAAUACAUAUGGUAAAGCUAAAAUGUAUUCAAAUACGGACCAGGAUGUAAUGUGAGCCGAUAAUGCCACCCGGGAAAUUAUCGCAUCACAUCAAACAUUACAGAUGUGUGUCUAUUUCCCGGAACUUGGCCAGUGAAGAGCCGUGCAUCUUUAUCCCGGCUUCUGCGUAUCUGAUCCAAGUUGUUGCGAUAUUUGGACUAUAAAACAUCCGAUAAUUUCGGAUAGGAGGUCCACAAUAUCAGAGAAAGUCACCUUUGGGCGCCCAAAAUUCCCAUGAUAAAAGCAACACACAUCCUAAAUAAACCCCCAGUCCUCCAGGACACACAAGCAGCUUAUGAUGAUUUAAAUGAUACACAGCAUGGCUUUAUUAUGAGUGUAAUUACAACUGUAUCAGCAUACCUAAUUAUGUUAGUGUUUGGCUGGAAUACACUGUAGCAUAACGUUUUGUAUGCAGAUACAGUUGCUAUUACACACAGAAUAUAGACAUUGUUUCAUUUUAGAAGCAAAACGGUGCUAAUAAGACGCACACGCAGCUCCUGAUAUGCAGCAUGCCUAUAUUCUGUGUGUAAUAGCAACUGUAUUCCAGCCAAAUACUGUAACAUAAUUAGGUAUGCUGACAGUUGCAAUUACACACAGAAUAUAGCCAUGCUGUAUAUCAUUUAAAUCUGCAUACGCUGCUUGUGCGUCCUAAUACAUCCCUUUGUGCAUCAGACGCAUUUUCCUGUGCAAAAAUGACGUACACUACAACGCUUUUGGAUUUGUAAAAGUUUUGUAAAAGACUAGCGACAAAAUGUAAUAGCCUCCGCGUUCUGGAGGUGUGGGAAUUUUGUGCAAGUUUUUUAAAGCAUCAAUCAUUUACCAGACACACCAGGUUUGUUAUGCCUUGUAAAUGAUUGCCGCUUUAAAAAAAUGGGCAGACUCGCAGAAAAUUCCUACACCUCUGGAACUCGGAGACUCUUACGUUUUGCCACUAGUCUUAUACCUGGACCAACAACGUUUUUGGAUUUGUAAAAGACUGUUUGUUUGUUUUUUAGUGUACAAAUUUAUUGAAAAUUAUUUAUUUAUUGCAAAUGUGCUUGAAAAAUGUUGGAUAUCAAUUAUAACUAAUGCGACCAAAAAAAUCCCUCUAAAUUCUUUGAGCGUUUAAGAGCUGUUGUGUGUCUGACUUGCAACAUUGAACUCCAUUACAUCAGGCGAGUUGUAUACUUGACAUGGGCAAAACAUCUGGAUCCGACUUUUGAUCAGGAGCUCUACUUGAGAGGUGAAAGUGUCCCAAAAAUCAGUUUUGCGGCUGUUAAUACAUUAGCCAACUUUGCAAAUUGCCCGAUUUUUGCGACUAUAGCUGUAAGUUCUCUCUAUUGUUUGAAAUUAUAUAUAAUAAAAUUGUCCCUCUUCCUGCUGUGGUAACAAUCAAAUUUUGGAUUGUUCUGUAAACCUAAAGCUGGAUACGCACUUAGACUGUAUCAGCCCGAUAUGUUGUUUCUGGCAGUAUUGGAAUGACAAAUCGGGAAUAUCGCUUAGUGUAUAUGCCCAAUUUGCCAGUGGCCGUGGUUGCUAGCAAUGUCUCCCGGUCAGCCUUACCCUACAGCCUAUUUGGUGAUAAAGCUAGCGACCGCAACAUAAGUAAUAAAGGAAGGAGCGAAAUGUCGCUCUGACUUUCAUUACAUCGCUCCCUGCGUACCCAGGAUGCGAUGUAUAUAGGCCCGCCAGCCAAAUAUAUCUGCUGGGAACACUUUGUCCCAGUGUGUACACAGCUUAAGAGUACAGAUGACUAAAGAUUCCUGUUGGAGGCUAGAUAAUAAGAGAAAUAUCUCUAACCACACCUGUAAUAAUAAAUGUCCCUCAGACCUAAUCAAUUGAGGCAAAUUAACCUAAGGUUGUAGUGUAAACAUUCGCCAAAGGCUCUUGGUACACAGUUGUCCUUAAGUGGACAUAAAUUCUCACAUGAAAGGCAGAGAGAAUGUGGGCUGAUGCACUACAAAAAAGUAGGAGUACUUCUACGUAAAAAACAUUUGUAGAUACAUCAAUUACUGUAUACCAGAGGUUCUCAAACAUGGUCCUCAAGGCACCCCAACGGUCCGGGUUUUAAGGGUAUCCAUGCUUGGCCACAGAUGACUUAAAUAGUACCUCAAUAAAUUUGAUUUAGCCAUCUGUGCUGAGCAAUGGAUCUACCUAAUACCUGGACAAUAGAGGUGCCUUGAGGACUGCCUUUGAGAACCUCUGCUGUAUACUAUAGUCACGGAUGACUUCUCUGUUAUUGUAGACUGGUGACAUCAUGUAUGGAGACCCUAGGUACCUCUGUAGUAGUAAUGCCCACACCACUGCUAGUACAAGAUGCCGCAGUUUAGGAAAAGGGGGAGGGGGUGUUGUUUGUAUUCUGCAGCACGUGCCCGAGAUCCUGCUUCUCUCAGCAGUAAGUACAAGGGGAGGGGGAGAGAGUACAGUACAUAGAACACUGGCCGGGUCUGCUGCCGCUGUCCCUGGUGCUGAAGGUCAAUGCUUGCAUCGGAGAUCCGGGUGCAAGAUAGCACAAAGGGUCUCAGGAUGAGGAUGCCACAUACCUUGCUGAUGCUAAGAUAAUAGCGGUUCAUGUCUGUGAGUGGAUCCUUAUGGCUAAUGGUCAUGCAUAAGUGAGGACCAGGUCAGAUGUGCUUAACAUACGAUGGAGCAGACAGUGCAGGUGGCAGUGCUGGGUGCACCUGGAGUUGGCAAAUCCGCAAUUAUCCGGCAGUUUGUAGCCCAGGAGUUCCGGGAGGAAUACACUCCGACAGAGAGCAGGCAGCUGUACCGCGCCUCUGCUGUCCUCAGCGGGAGGAUGUAUGAGCUCCUCAUCCUGGACUUACCCACUCUGCACAGGUACCCUGGCUCUGCCAGACAGGAGUGGCUGGAUCCACGCUUUCGUGGGCUCCGGAACAGCAGAGUCUUUAUCUUGGUCUUCGAUAUCUGCAGCCCUGAGAGUUUUCACCAUGUUAAACAGUUGAGGCAGCAAAUCAUAGACAGCACAAGCAAGCCACCACUAAUAGUGGUGGUCGGAAACAAGCGAGACCAGCAGAAGCAUCGCUUUGCACCACGUCAUGUUCUGUCCAUACUGGUGAAGAAGAACUGGAAGUGUGGGUACCUAGAAUGUUCAGCCAGGAGCAAUUGGCACAUUCUCCUACUUUUCAAGGAACUUCUCAUCAGCACCAUGACAAGAAGCAGGAGCACCACCCCCAGCAUCUGCCUCCAGGGGGCACUGCAUAGAGAGCGUUGCAGUAUAAUGUGAUCUGCACCACACAUUAGGGAGUCAGCUCAUUGAUAGUCUAGCACAGGUAUUCCCAACCACGGUCCUCAGGGCACACCAACAGUGCAGGUUUUAGUGAUAUCCAGGCUGCAGCACAGAUGGUUAAAUCAAAAUAACUGAGCUACUAAUUAAGU